CCUCACACUCACCUCGCGCACGCCGAAAACACUCUCCUGCGGUGUUUCGUCCGUAUCAUGUAGACGCUGACACAAGAGUUCACUGUAGACAUGCACAUCAGAACACGUAGAUUAGGCACGUAAAUAUGUAAAUGCACAACACGUUUCAAUAGAGGAAAUGCUUUGGGCAAUUUCACGUUAAAAUCUCACUGAAUGUUCAGGCUACUUGUGCGUUCCGUUGUCAGCAGCAGAGAGAACUUAUCGCUAAUAUCAGUUUUUUUUGCGCUGAAAAGAAGAGAAAAGCGUCUGUGCACGAUUUACCCCAAACACAGUGAGCCUGAGAGGGUUCAACUUUAACCCCCGCUACAAGAGAAACUCAAGGCAUGGCGGUGCUGCCUGACAGUCGGUGAUUACAGUAGAAAGUCCGGCGGUGCCGCUUCAGAGGUCAAGCUGCGGGGCGCACGGAUCCGCGUCCUGGUGUGAUCUUCUUAUUGAUCUCCACCUGCUUUUGAUUGAUCCUCAUCAGUACAUUGAAGAAUGCAGUUAGAAAGCAUCCUCCCUGGCGCAUCUGUAAACUUACCCAAGACCUUCUAUAACCUGUCGUCGUCCUCAGAGAGCACCAACAACAGCCCGGGGUCAACGCAGAUAGACUUUCAGGACAUGGACCGGACUGAAGCGGAGCAGAGCUCCGUGGCCAAGAAGUUUUUGAGCGGUGGGAGCGCGCUGAUGGAUGAUGCUGACAGCGAGAGCUUCACCGGGAAUAAAGCAGCGGCAUCCGCCGCACCGGACGCGCGGAAAAGUUCUCCGGUGGUCGUUGGAGAUGAUGAGCUGUCCAGCGCCCGCCGUUACAACAUCGACGAGCUGGGCACUGAUCGCUAUUUCAUAUCCUCCACCCAACCGAGCUCCGACGUGACCAAUGCGUGCUCUCUCUUCCCGUACGGAGGCCAAACCGGGUCGGUGUACAGCGGCGCAAACGGGUCCAGGUAUUCGUCGUCUCUGCAUUACGGCUCGGUUCUUCAGCCCGCCGGGUUCUCCUCCGCCGUGUGCGCCGGUCGCAGUCAGUUUGGGAGCGGGUAUCAGUUCGGACAGGGUCCCGGGUGUCUGUACCCGUCCUAUCCGGGACCGGGCUCCGGUUUGAGCUCGAUGCCCAUCCCCGGUUCGGGCUCCGCGGCGAGGGCGCAGGUGUACCUGUGCAACAGGCCGCUGUGGCUCAAAUUUCAUCGCCAUCAGACCGAGAUGAUCAUCACCAAACAGGGCAGGCGAAUGUUCCCCUUUCUGAGUUUUAAUAUCACUGGACUGAACCUGACGGCGCAUUAUAACGUGUUUGUGGAGGUUAUUCUGGCCGAUCCCAACCACUGGAGGUUUCAGGGCGGAAAAUGGGUCACCUGCGGGAAAGCGGACAACAACAUGCAAGGUGAGGAAAGAGAGAAAUAA
Sinocyclocheilus grahami is the source of this 1413-nucleotide messenger RNA. Its product is annotated as eomesodermin-like. Gene Ontology annotation, molecular function: DNA-binding transcription factor activity, RNA polymerase II-specific; RNA polymerase II cis-regulatory region sequence-specific DNA binding. The transcript is spliced from 4 exons. Bases 517 to 1413 code for a protein of 298 amino acids. Lineage: Eukaryota; Metazoa; Chordata; Actinopteri; Cypriniformes; Cyprinidae. Gene Ontology annotation, biological process: mesoderm formation; endodermal cell fate specification; regulation of transcription by RNA polymerase II. The record is from RefSeq and is a predicted model, not a curated record. Gene Ontology annotation, cellular component: chromatin; nucleus.